UCGCCAUCGGCUUUGUUGCAUCUCUAUUACAAAUUAUUAAACUGAUUUUGCUCAGACAUUUAAAUAUGAAUUUGGGCAAAAUUAAAGCUGUAUCCAGACUACCUGCUCUGCGCUCGUGCUUGCACUACUCAAGCGCUGCAAAAUCGGAACUGCCGGCAUCCUUGGUCGGCGAGGAGGAUGAGGAACUGGCUUAUCCACAGGCGGUGGACAGAUCCGGCCUGCAACCACAACACAAAAAUGUGCUUCUCAACAAAUUGCCGUAUCAGGAGCCGCACUCCUGGAUACAUUUGACAGAAAAGUACCAGAGACAGGCCUUCGGGCGAUACGGUGCCCAGAGCAAUGUGGAUCCCAAGAUCUGCUUCGAGUCCCGCGGAGAGAAAGACAGCAGGCAGGUUAUGCAACUGGAAACACUACUGAAAAUGCUGGAGAAGAAUCGCACGCAGAAGGCAGAGGAGCUGGAGAAGAUCACAGCCCGCGAGGAGGACAUUGCGAAGAAGAUGGAGAAGCUGAAACAGUGGAAGGCGGAUUUGCAUGCAAAGGUGGCCAAGCGGGAGGCGGAUGCGGCGGCAGCCAUACAACGCAAGGAACGCCUGGUGGAGGAAGUGCGCCGACACUUCGGAUUCAAGGUGGAUACACGCGACGAAAGAUUCAAGGAGAUGCUCGAGCAAAAGGAGAAGGAGGACAAGCGAAAGCAGAAGGAGGCCAAGCGAAAGGCCAAGGAGGAGAAAAUGAUGGCCAAGUUGGUGGAGAAGACAUCGUCGUAAUGUUACCAUAGUUUCUAAACUAUCAAUUUAAGCAAGGAACUGUUGUCUGUUGCCGUCUUUAAUAAAAAUGCAGCAAAUGACCAAUGUUUAUAUAAACGGUUUUACCAAAAGUUAA
Messenger RNA from Drosophila takahashii, 879 nucleotides. It is a transcript of the gene CRIF, whose product is annotated as growth arrest and DNA damage-inducible proteins-interacting protein CRIF. The record is from RefSeq and is a predicted model, not a curated record. Gene Ontology annotation, cellular component: nucleus; mitochondrion. NCBI's taxonomy places the organism in Eukaryota, Metazoa, Arthropoda, Insecta, Diptera, Drosophilidae.